AUGGCGAGUGCAUUAAAAGUUAAAUGUGGUAAUGCUAAAGGUCGUUUAACUCGGGCGGCAGCAUUUGUAGAGACAAUUGAUGAAUCUACACCGAUAGAAAUGCUGGAAAUUCGGUUAGGAAAAUUAGAAACCGCGUGGACAGAAUUUUCUGCACUUCAUAAUGAGAUUCUUCAGCAAUCAGAAGAAACAGAAGUCGAUGAAAUGGAAAAUGAGUUUUCGGCAUACGAAACAAAAUAUUUUGUAACGAAUUCUCAAAUUGUCAAAGCUAUUCGCGAAAAAGUUAAUUCCGAUGGAAUUUCUGCUAAAACAUCUGACGCUAUAGAUCGUUUAGCUGAUCAGCAAUCGAUAUUUCUAGAAAAACUAGGUUCGGCUCCGUUGUCUGCCAAUGAUUCGAAUACUACAAAACUUCCUUCGAUAAUUGUGCCACCAUUUAGCGGCAGCUAUAAGGAUUGGCCUUCCUUUAGGGAUCUUUUCUUGGGGUCAGUUGAUACGAGGAAAAAUCUUAGUCCAACUCAUAAAUUUCAUUAUUUGAAAUCCUAUUUGCGCGGUGAUGCAGCUAAUCUAAUAAAACACAUUGCAAUUAGUGAUACAAAUUAUCCCGAAGCAUGGGAUCGCUUAGAAAAACGUUAUGAUCGGUGUCAAUUAAUCGUACAAUCAUUUAUAGAAACCUUUUUGUCGCUUCCUUCUGCCAGUGUCUCUAAUGUACAAACAUUAAGAAAAAUAUCUGACGGUGCCGAUGAAGUUGUGCGUGGGCUAAGUGCUUUGAACAAAUCGGGCCGCGACCCAUGGCUUAUUUAUUUGUUAUUAAACAAAUUGGAUUCCGAUUCAAAACAAUCUUGGGCAGAACAUAUCGGAUCUCGGGAAGAUUGCACAAUAAUAGAAUUUUUAGAAUUCUUAGAAGAGCGGUGUGAUGCUCUUGAAGCAUGCCAAUCUCUUAACAAUCGUUCGGUAACAUCGCGUACAAAGCUAUCGAAUAGCAUUCGGGCACAUUUAGCUGGGCCUUCAGAUUCAGCUUCAACAUCUAAAUGCCCAAUGUGUCAAGACAGUCAUAUCCUUCCACAGUGCUCCAAAUUCGUCGGGUUAGACGUUGAAUCUCGCCGAAACUUUGCAAAGACAAAUCGUUUAUGUUUCAAUUGUCUUCGUGCUGGGCAUUCGUCGAAAAAUUGCCAUUCAUCGUUUCGUUGUAGGGUGUGCAAAUCACGCCAUCAUUCGCUAGUGCACCCAGUUGAAAUCAAUAAUUCAAAGUCAUCUUCUGUAUCUUCUAAUCAGCUUCAAUUACCGUUGUCAAAUCUCGCUACAUCUAAUAUACCGGUCAUUAAUAAUCAUUCGCUUGAUCUUAGCUGUCGGAAGAAAACUCUUCUACCAACCAUCUGGGCUAAAAUUGAAGACGUUCAAGGAAAAUUUAUAGACUGUCGGGUGCUCCUUGAUUCCGGGUCACAGUCUUCAUUUAUUGUUGAAUCUUUUGUUCAAAGACUCGGUGUUCAACGAACUCAUUCGAAAAUUCCUAUCCUCGGUUUAUCAUCGACAGAGAUAGGAUAUACCAAAGGUCGCAUAUCCUUAAAUAUUCAUUCUCGUUGCAACUCGUCACAUCUGUUCGUUGAUGCCUUUAUUCUCGACAAAUUGACUUCCAAUUUACCAUCUAAAUCCAUUGACGUUUCAUCUUGGUCUUAUAUUUCAAAUCUUGAACUCGCUGAUCCAAACUUUAACAUCGCUGCUCCUAUCGAUAUUCUUCUUGGUGGUGAUAAGCUUUGGACCAUUAUUAAAGGUGGACAAAUUCGAGGUCCUGAUGGAUAUCCAAUCGCCCAAAGUACUUCGUUUGGGUGGGUCAUUACGGGACAAUUCUUCGAACGAGAAGAAUCAAAUCAUUUUCUCUCGUGUCAUUCUACUAUCGACAUAGAUAACUCGAUGCAACGGCUCUGGGAACUUGAGGAAGUUGCUCCAGCAAUUCAUUCAAUUGUGGUCGACCAAGCAGAAGAACACUUCCGCCAGACAUUUUCUCGUUCUCCAGAUUUGAAGUAUGUAGUUCAGCUUCCAUUUAAAACACCAAAUCCGUCGUUCGAAAAUACUCUUUCACUCGCUGUUUCUCGUCUUCAUGCAAUGGAACGUCGUUUUAAUCAAAAUCCAAAAUUGCGAGAGUUGUAUUCUAAUUUUAUGCGAGAAUACAUUGACUUAGGUCAUAUGACUCGAAUUCCUAACGAUGAAAUUAAGGUCUCUAGUGGCAGGUGUUUUUAUCUGCCUCAUCAUGCGGUCUUGAAACCGGACAGCUCGUCCACAAAAUUGCGUGUCGUUUUCGAUGGCUCAGCUAAAGACUCAGCAGGAAAAUCCUUGAACAGUACACUGUUAGUAGGCCCUCCGAUUCAACGUGAUCUGAUAGGUGUGUGUUUACGCUUUCGACGACAUCCUUUCGUGUUCACGGCGGACGUAGUUAAAAUGUUUCGCCAAAUUUGGAUAGAGGAUCCCCACGCUGAUUACCAACGGAUUGUUUGGCGCGAUUCUCCUUCCAAAGAAAUAGAACACUAUCGAUUACAUACCGUUACAUACGGUACAGCACCAGCUCCGUUUUUGUCCGUUCGCGUAUUAAAACAGCUUGCAGAAGAUUACCGAUCCGAGUAUCCAAAUGCAGCCCGUGUUCUUUUGGAAGAUGUUUAUGUUGACGACGUGAUGACAGGGGCAAAAUCUACCAAGGAACUCAUCGAAUUGCAGUCGGAAUUAGUUGCUCUUCUAUCAAUGGCCAAACUUCAGCUGCGAAAAUGGAGUUCUAACAGUUGGUCACUUCUUGCUUCUCUUCCAAAGGAAGAUUGUGAGUACGCUUUCUUUGAUACAGAACGCUCAAAAUCGUUUGUUAAGGUGCUUGGUAUGCAUUGGAACCCUUCAAGUGAUGAAUAUGCUUUUCGUAUGUCAAAAGUACUUCCAACCAUUUCACUUACCAGGCGUUCAUUGUUGUCAGAAGUGUCGCGGAUAUUUGACCCAUUGGGACUGUUAGCGCCUUCAGUCGUGCUUUUCAAAAUCCUCUUUCAGGAACUCUGGUCUUCAGACUUAAAACUAGGAUGGGACGACCAGCUACCUCUGGGAUUAGCUGACCGAUGGGCAAGGUACAGAGAGGAGCUUCCUUGUUUUGAGCAAAUUAGAAUCCCGAGAAACUUGUUCCAAUCUUCGUUCAACGACAUAGAGCUUCACGGGUUUUGUGAUGCAUCAUCACGUGCGUACGGUGCUGUUUUAUAUACCCGGUGUAAAAUUGCUGAAGGUGUGUACAAAAUAACCAUAAUUGCAGCAAAAACAAAGGUCGCUCCACUGAAGCCGAUUUCAAUCCCCCGUUUGGAGCUAUGUGGGGCCUUGCUAUUAGUUCGCCUGAUCAACCUAAUCAAAACAUCGCUUUCGUACAAAUUUUCAAAAACUGUGGCUUGGUGCGACUCUGAAAUAGUGUUGCACUGGCUCUCUUCACCUCCUCGUCGCUGGGUUACCUUUGUCGCCAACAGAACCGCUGCUAUACUGGAAGUUACACCAAGGAGUUGCUGGCGCCAUAUAUCAUCAGAGUCAAAUCCAGCAGAUUGUUCGUCGCGCGGUGUUACUCCGUCGAAUCUCCCGAACCAUCACCUCUGGUGGACUGGUCCAUCAUGGUUGUGUCUGGAGGAGAAUGCAUGGCCUAAACCCAAAUUCGUAACCUUACAACAAGAAAAUAACGAAAUUUUACUCGAACAAAGACUAUCUCCGCAUCAAGUGCUCCAAACUUCAGUGAAAAAUUUUGAUGUCAUUGAUCAUAUAAUCAGUAAGACCUCGUCAUGGUUUCGAAUGCAAAGAAUACUCGCGUACGUCAUUCGCUUCAUAUUCAACUAUUUAAGUAAAAAUUCAAAACGUCAGCGUCGUACCUCGUACUUAACUGUAAAAGAAAUUCAUAUCGCCAAAACAACCAUAAUUAAAUCGGUCCAACUAACAUCAUUCAGUGAAGAUAUUCGUACUUUAAUAGUCAAAAAAGAACUACCCUUAAAAUCCAAACUUCUAAAAUACGCCCCUUUCCUUGACAACAAAGGUCUUCUAAGAGUAGGAGGAAGAAUUAAAAAUUCUUACAUAUCUUUUAAUAUAAAACAUCCUUAUAUUCUGCCAAAUAAUAGAUUUUCCUCUCUCAUUAUAGAAGAUAUCCACAAAAAUAAUCUUCAUCCAGGAGUUUCCGCAACAUUUGCCAUCGUAAGGCAGCAGUUUUGGAUUUUGGGAUGUCGAAAUUCAAUCCGCAAGAUUGUUUUCAACUGCAAAAGAUGCUUCAAACUUCGGAAAAGUACUACUUCGCAACUAAUGGGUGAUUUGCCAUCACAAAGGAUCUCGCAAAGUCGUCCCUUUUCGAAUACUGGGUGCGAUUAUGCAGGGCCAUUCAACAUAAAAUUGUCCAAAGGUCGUAAUCCAAAGACGUCAAAAGCAUACAUAUGCCUAUUUGUGUGUAUGGCCACUAAAGCCAUCCACCUCGAGCUAGUGAGUGACCUUACUUCCGAAGCGUUUCUUGCCGCAUUUCGUCGAUUUGUGUCUCGUCGUGGAUUAUGUUCGAACGUUUACUCGGACAAUGGAACCAACUUCCAAGGCGCACGUCGGUGUCUCAACGAGAUGCAUAAGUUGGUGUUAUCAGAAGCGUAUAACGAAGAGGUUGCAACGUCACUUGCUAAGGACAGCAUCGCAUGGCACUUCAUCCCCCCAUCGUCACCACACUUUGGCGGUCUUUGGGAGGCAGGUGUCAAGUCCGUCAAAUUUCACCUUCGACGAGUAGUCGGAGCAACGAUUCUUACAUUUGAAGAAAUGUACACCGUUCUCACUCAGAUCGAAGCUAUUCUGAAUUCUCGUCCUCUUUGUGUUAUAUCCGAUCAAGAUUUAAACCCUCUAACCCCCGCUCAUUUUAUUAUAGGUGAACCGUUUACUGCUGUCCCGGAGCCUACCACUUUAAACACGCCACUAAAUCGACUCUCACAUUGGAAUCACCUACAAAAUAUGGUCCAAGGUUUUUGGAAACGGUGGCACAUGGAGUAUAUCACCACACUUCAAGAACGGCCAAAGUGGAAGCAGCAGAGUCCAAACCUAAAACCAGGGGACCUUGUUAUUAUAAAGGAACCAAAUCUUCCCCCAACAAAGUGGCUACUUGGCAAAAUCACAGCAACAACUCAAGGUACAGAUGGUCGAGUACGAGUUGCAACUGUAAAACCGAGUGGUGGAACCUUUGUUCGUGCAAUCACCAAGCUGGCAGUUGUACCCAUGUCCUGA
Messenger RNA from Eupeodes corollae, 5238 nucleotides. RefSeq lists its product as uncharacterized. NCBI's taxonomy places the organism in Eukaryota, Metazoa, Arthropoda, Insecta, Diptera, Syrphidae. The coding region runs from base 1 to 5238 and encodes 1745 amino acids. Gene Ontology annotation, molecular function: nucleic acid binding; zinc ion binding. Gene Ontology annotation, biological process: DNA integration. The transcript has a single exon. The record is from RefSeq and is a predicted model, not a curated record.